Messenger RNA from Lactuca virosa, 306 nucleotides. NCBI's taxonomy places the organism in Eukaryota, Viridiplantae, Streptophyta, Magnoliopsida, Asterales, Asteraceae. The record is from the annotation of a GenBank genome assembly.
AUGUCAGUAAAGAGAUCAAGGGUAGCAUCAUCAAGCAGUGCAGCCAGGCAAACUGCGAGACAACUAGUCAGACAGCCGGAACCAAAUGUACCUGUGGCUUUUAACCCACAGUAUCAGACACUUCAUGAGCAUCCAGAUGAUAUCCGCCCGACAGUUUAUGAGGCGACUCAUCCGAUUAUUGGAUUUAUUAUGGAGUACAUGGUGGAGCGACCGAGCUGCAUUGGGUACAAUAUUGUGGAGAGUUUGAUCGUUAUGGAUGGGGUGGAGCGUUGGACUUUAAUCCCACACAAAUUUAUGUUGAUAUAG